AUGCAGCGUGCUGAAGACGAUGAGAACGACGAGACUAGCAGUUUCAGUGGUCGUGCUGAUAAUAAUAACGAUACUAAGGCUGAAGUCAGCAAUAUGAAAAAGCAACCGAGGUGUACCGAGAACGGCGUUGAGGUAAACAUGAAAGAGGAAAUUGAUAAGCUGAGAGCGGAACACGAGGCGAUGGUUUUGAAUUUACAAUUGGAUCACGAUGCGGAGGUAAGGAAUAUACACAUAUUCUACGAGUCAAGGAUUGGUGAACUGCAAAUUAAUCAUGGGAUGACAGUCGAUAACCUACAAAGAGAUCAUGAGUCAUUAGUCUUCCAUUUGCGAAGUUUAAAUUUUGAACAGGGAAUACGCCAAGAAGCCGCGCUGAGAAGCAUGCGCGACCUUAAGGACAAGAUGCGUAGAGAUCAUGACGAAGAAGUGCAGCGUAUGCGCUUACAAUAUGAUAAUUUGGUCAGAAAGUACACAAUUGAGAUUAAUAGUUUAGUUGAAGAAAACAAACUACUCUGCUCCGAGCACGAGAGUGUGCUUCGAGCUUUGCAUGGGACAACCCAAGUUUUUAAAGAAAAUAUGAAGAGCUCAACGAAUAGUAAUAUUCUGGCUGAAAGUGGUGCCAUGAUAAAGCGUUUGCAGAGUAUGUACAAAAAUUCUUCACUGGAAUUAUCAAGCACAUACCCCGAGCAAAAUGGAACUGAAGUCGAGGGACUUCAGCUUACCGAGGAGGCUACCAUUAUAGCAGCACAGCUGCAGACAAUCGACGGCGUCGGUCACGAAGAUUCCGAUGCCGACACCACAACGAGCAGUAUCGGUGACGACGGCGUCGACACCACAACGAGCACUAUCGCUGAUGACGACGCCGUAGACAUGGUAAAGUCACAAGACACUAUGGUACAAAAAACUGUAGAAGAUUGUCAGAAGUUAUUUUAUGAUACGGCACAAAAGCUGAGCCUGUUUCAAGGGUAUGUUUUCAGCAAGGAAUCAAAUUUUUCGCCUCAGACGGACUACCUACAGCAACAGCUGGAUGACUUUGAAGAAGACGCCCAUAGUCCACAAAACAGUCAUGACAACAGUAAAUAUAAAGACCAGGACUCCGAGGACGAAAAUUAUGCUGUCGCAGUGGCGGUUAAAUUAUUAUCUAACAGUAAAUAG
Macrosiphum euphorbiae (potato aphid) is the source of this 1152-nucleotide messenger RNA. The record is from the annotation of a GenBank genome assembly. NCBI's taxonomy places the organism in Eukaryota, Metazoa, Arthropoda, Insecta, Hemiptera, Aphididae.